This is a messenger RNA of Diatraea saccharalis (sugarcane borer), 1569 nucleotides long. Lineage: Eukaryota; Metazoa; Arthropoda; Insecta; Lepidoptera; Crambidae. The record is from the annotation of a GenBank genome assembly.
AUCUUCAUAACAUUUUGUGCUCGCACCAGUGAGGUCGUGUUAUAGUGCUAAUUUAUUUUAUAAACUUAACAGCGUAAAUGUGCUGAUAUUUAAAAGAAAUAUUACGUCAACAGGAACGCAAUUAUGUGGGAUAAAUUGUGCAUAUUUAUUAUAACGACUGCUCUGGUCAAGUCUGAAUACAAAUAUGAGACGAAGUAUUUCAAAGUGCCUCUAGAUCAUUUUGGAUUCCAAAGGAAGGAGACUUUCCAGAUCAAAUACUUAGUGAACGAUGAUUUCUGGGAUAGAGGCUCCGGACCGAUAUUUUUCUAUACUGGAAAUGAGGGCCAAAUUGAACUUUUCGCCCAACACACAGGCUUCAUGUGGGAAGCGGCUGAAGAAUUCAAUGCGAAGCUCGUAUUUGCCGAACACAGGUAUUACGGCACAUCUAUGCCCUUUGGAAAUGCAUCUUUGGACAACAAUAAUAUUGGUUACCUGACAUCGUCGCAGGCGCUCGCAGACUAUGCAGACCUGGUGGACUUUCUUCAGGACCACGCAGUUACUCCCAAGUAUCCUGUUAUUGCCUUUGGUGGCUCAUACGGAGGUAUGCUAGCUGCAUACUUCAGGCAAAAAUAUCCUCACCUCGUGGCAGGUGCCAUUGCUGCUUCAGCUCCUAUCCAUAUGUUCCCGGGCAUGACCCCAUGUGAUGCUUACUACCGUAUCGUAACUUCUGCUUUCAAAAUCGAUGGCAGCCAGCAGUGUAUGUCAAAUAUACAAAACUCCUGGAGUACGAUCAGAAACUUUGCAUCGAACGCCACCAAUGCCGAAUGGCUCCACAAGAACUGGAAUCUCUGUGAUCCCCUGAAGAAUAGUUCAGAUGUGCAACAGUUGCUCGAUUUUCUGCAAUCUGCGUAUCAGACCUUGGCGAUGGUCAAUUACCCUUUCCCUUCGGACUUCCUCGUACCAUUACCUGCAUACCCAGUUAGAGUUGUGUGCCAAUAUCUGAACGAAAAAUUGUAUGGGAAUAAGCUUUUAGAGGGCAUUGGAAAACUAUUAGACACAUUCACGAAUUAUGAUAAAAAAAGCAAAUGCGUUGAUUAUAAGAAAGGAAGUGAUUAUGGAAAUUUAGAUGCCAGUGGAUGGGAUUAUCAGUCAUGUACAGAAAUGGUGAUGCCGAUGUGUACCACGGGCAAACAUGAUAUGUUUGAGCCUCAAGAAUGGAACUUCACGAAAUACUCUGAGGACUGCUACAAGAGAUAUAAUGUGUACCCUUUGCAAGAUGCCGCUAGAGUAACUUACGGAGGCGAUAGACUCCAAGCAGCGUCCAACAUAGUAUACAGCAAUGGUCUCAAAGAUCCUUGGGCUGGAGGCGGUGUUUUCAAUACAGUCAACGAGUCUAUUGAGACUGUGCUCAUUAUCGAUGGUGCCCACCAUUUGGAUUUGAUGCCAAGUAAUCCCGCAGACCCAUCUUCUGUGAAGAUAGCCAGAGAGUUCCAUAAGACACACAUACGUCGAUGGAUCCAGAAAUUUAGAAAAUAAUCACUUACUUUGCUUUUAUAUAAAAACAUGUUUUUAUAAAGAUGGAUUUUAAGG